This is a messenger RNA of Diachasma alloeum, 2378 nucleotides long. Its product is annotated as cysteine-rich hydrophobic domain-containing protein 2. The coding region runs from base 320 to 817 and encodes 165 amino acids. The transcript has 4 exons. The record is from RefSeq and is a predicted model, not a curated record. NCBI's taxonomy places the organism in Eukaryota, Metazoa, Arthropoda, Insecta, Hymenoptera, Braconidae.
CAGAGUCCACUGCGAUGACUAGUGGGGGAAUGGGAGUUCAAUGUAUAACCUACAAUUUCUGGUGGAACAAUCUCGCCAGUCCUGGCCAGUCCUACUGUACACUUGGAAGAGGCUCGAUGUAUCCUCGCAUAUCCAUAAAAAUAACUCAAAAAUUGUGAAUAGAUUUACAAGAGGAUUUUUUUAUAAUUUCAUUGGUUAUUGAUUAUCAGGAGUAAAUAUAUCUAAAAUAACCUGGAUAUUGUUAUUUUGUAUUGUUUUUUCGCGAGUGAAGUGACUAGGAUUUAUGAAAACAGUGGAAAAUCGUGAGGUUUGAGCAGAGAUGGCAGAUUUUGAUGCUAUUUAUGAGGAGGAAGAGGAGAAUGAACAAAAUUCGGAGGAUCAUUAUGUGACAAUUGUGCCAGAUCCAAUUGUAGUUCGUGGGGCUGGUAAUAUGACAGUGUUUGGACUGAGCAACCGAUUCGAGGCUGAAUUUCCAAAUGGUCUGGUUUCAAGAGUUGCCCCUGAGGAAUUUAAAGCCACGGUCAUGCGGGUUAAUAGUGUACUGAAGAAAACAUUACCUGUGAAUGUUAAAUGGCUUUUCUGUGGCUGCGUUUGUUGCUGCUGCACUUUGGGGUGCUCAUUGUGGCCAGUCGUCUGUUUGAGUAAAAGAACACAGCAUUCAUUGAAUAAAUUACUCGAGUGGGAGAAUAGCCGACUUUACCAUAAACUGGGAUUACAUUGGAGAUUGACGAAGCAGAGGUGUGAUAGUUCUUCAAUGAUGGAAUACGUACUUCUAAUCGAAUUUAUUCCGAAAAUUCCCAUAUACAGACCUGACUAGACUUCAUAACGUCAUUUUGCAAACAGAUUCAGAGAUAAAUCGCCGGGAUUUCACCUCAGAAAUGAGCUCGAAGCAACGGCAACGCUGAAAUCCGAUGAGAGAGAAUAUUUUUGUAAAUAUAAAUCAUAAAAUUAUACAUACCAUGGUGCGUUGUAGAUACAUCGGUUAAUGGAUUGAUAUUAACUCACCUGAAACAUUGUGGUAGAGGAUUUGCCUCUGUGUGUUUUGUUGAAAAUAGUGGGUAAAUUUUUAUACAAAUGCAAAAUGUAUUGGGAGUCAACAGUUUAUUACGCAUUAUCACAUUCAUUAUUUUUCGUCGUUGAGAGAAAAUGUACAUAGUUAUAACUACUGUUAUGUUGGCCACUGACGUAAUGAAACGUAGACGUGUUGUGUGUUUAUUCAUGAAGCAUCGAAUGGGUUUGGUAACAUUGAUCAUUCAAACUUGAAAUUAUGAAUGAAAGAUGGUUUAUUUCGACGAAUUUCAAUUGUUCCGUCUAUUCUAUUCAAUUUUUACAGAGUUGAAUGAUUAAUUAUCGCCAAAAAAUUGCAAUAAAACUGCUAAUCACGUUUAAGAUUAGUUUCAAUCCCUCGGGAUGAGAAAUAGUGAUAAAGAAAUGAUAAAACACUCACUUAUACCAUAGUUUCUAUUCUUCAAGAUCAACAUAAGGGCAGACAACUGUGAGUUUUCACGGGCCAUUUAAACUAAACAUUUCAAUAUGUUGUCUAUAGAUUUCAUUCAUGCAAACUGAGCAUUACUGAUUGAAAAAUCAUUGGCCACGUUGCCGGUUCAUCUUCUAGAAGAAAUUGUGUACUCAAUUUUUCAGGUAGGGUGAACCGACCAGGGUUCGAACACGCCAGUGAUAGAAUUCAUCGACAUAGGGACGCAAAAUGACGGUAAAUUUUGGACAUGCGUCAAGUCAGUCGUAAAUUUACGGUUUUCUGACCAUUUCUGACUUGACGCAUACCUCGUGAUGCAAACUGACCGGUCAACUUACCCAAUCGUCCGUAUUUUUUUCUCGUUGUCAUUUAUGUUGAAAAAUCGUCUUACUAGAAUUUGAAGAGUUCUGCGGGUCGAAUUUCGAAGUAACACGGCAACAUGAUGAAUUUCGCGAAUCGACUGGCUCUAUCUAGAUGUAAAGUGACCGUCAAGAUUUUUUUUGUUAUUUUUGUGACACGAAAGUCCGUUACUUUUUUUUUACCACAAAUGGUCAGUAAUUGGCUUUCCGUCAGUGACGUGUAAUUUACAUUUAAAAUGACGGUAAAUUGUCUGGUUAGGUUCGCCCGUUACAUCUCUAAAUUGACAUAUUUAUUGUAGAAAAGAUGCUCAAAGCAGUGAAAUAUUUUUCAUAUGGAACUUUUGUCCUUUUUAAAAACUAAUACAAUGUUUAUAAAUUUAAUGAGAACUUGUAAAACGUCUACGAAUAUUAUCUCGAUAGUUUUUCCAUUUUCAUAAUCUAAAAUAUAUCACAGUUUCCAUUCCCGGUGACUUGGCGCAGUGGGUAAGUUCGUUGCUUCACAUGCGAAAGGUUCCGAGUUCAAAUCCCGGCCGGGCAGAAUGGUG